UUGUGUCAGAGACGCAUGCGUAGUUAUCGUUUCCGCGACGUACCGAGCCAUCUUUCCAGUCAAACCGCAGUGAUUGUUUUUCAAUUUUAGUCAUAUUUAAAGGAACUUUUAUUAAUGUCAGAGCCACAGUCCGCUCUUUUACUACGUAAACAAUUAGCAGAAUUGAAUAAAAACCCAGUCGAAGGGUUUUCAGCAGGUUUAAUAGACGAUAAUGAUAUUUAUCGAUGGGAGGUGCUUAUUAUUGGACCUCCGGAUACACUGUAUGAGGGCGGCUUUUUCAAAGCACAUUUACAAUUUCCGAAGGAAUACCCUUUAAGGCCUCCUCGCAUGAAGUUUAUCACAGAAAUAUGGCAUCCGAACAUCGAAAAAAAUGGUGAUGUAUGCAUAUCCAUUUUGCAUGAGCCUGGUGAUGACAAAUGGGGAUACGAGAAGGCUUCAGAACGGUGGUUACCGGUGCAUACAGUGGAAACCAUUCUCAUAAGCGUCAUCAGUAUGCUCGCUGAUCCAAAUGACGAAAGUCCAGCUAAUGUAGAUGCUGCUAAAGAAUGGCGAGAAACUUAUGCGGAGUUCAAGCGGAAGGUGGCAAGGUGUGUCAGAAAAAGCCAAGAAGAGUGUGCGUAGGGGGAAUGAUUUUUAUUAAAACGGAAAGACUUAUUUAAUUCUGUAAUUUUGUCUUACAUUUGGCGAUUUUCAUGGAUGUAGGGAAGCCGUAAGCGAAAAGAAAUAAUUAUUCGUGGACAACAUUGUCACAUUUGGCUCUCGACCCAUUCUUUCGCAGAGCUGAAGGGAGAAAGUCGAUCUCUUGCAAAUUUUGUCAAGCGUUCAAUGGAUCUCCGCCACUUUUUUUUAAACAUACCAUCAUUCAACGCGAGAAAAAAAAUAACAUGCAGCUCACAUUUUACAAUGAUUAACUACUAAAUCUAAUUUACUAUACAUAUUACAAAACAAAAAAAAAGAAAAGAAAUCACCUGUACAAUUUCUACUUUAUAUUACCUACUAGUUACUGUAAUCUAAACGUUUCCCUCUUCCCUCUCUUUUUUUUACCAUCAAAAAAUCCUCCCCCAUCACCUGAUCUCCAUAUCCAUUUUUUUCCUUUCUUUCUAUUUUUUUUAAUUUAAAUUACUACGUUCAAUUACUCAUCGAUAAUUUCCUCAAUGUCCUUUCAUAUUUUCUUACUUUUCAUUAUAUAAAAUCUAUAAAUAUAUAUAAAUAAAAAAAUAAAUAUAUAAAUAAAUUUUUGUAAAGUCAAAGAACAAGAAAAAAACAAUCGUCGAAUAUGUAAUAAUAUUAAUAAUUAUAAUAAUGUCAGUGAUGGGAGAAAUAUCGCUCGAAUUGCUUUGAUACUAUGUUAAUAUCGGGUAAUUCGUUAAUACACGACUACUGCGUUAGAAUAUAAAGUUAGGAAGAUUUCUUCUUGAACCGUAAGUUGCCAAAAUAACGAAUUCUAAUUAAAUUAUAAUUGAUGUCAUGAAAAAAAAACAGUGAGAAUUAAAGUGAAGUGUCGCUAAUAACGGCUUAGGAAAAAAAAUAGAAUUUUCUCACCAAUUUUUACAAUUUGCGCCAGUAUGAAUCUUCUCUUGCGCACGGAUUUGCGGUUCUGAAAAAUAAAAAAAAGUUUUUUUUAAAAAAAAAA
Molecule: messenger RNA, 1633 nt
Organism: Leptopilina heterotoma
Lineage: Eukaryota; Metazoa; Arthropoda; Insecta; Hymenoptera; Figitidae
Gene: Ube2g1
Product: ubiquitin-conjugating enzyme E2 G1
Exons: 6
Coding region: 115-621 (168 amino acids)
Biological process (GO): protein polyubiquitination; proteasome-mediated ubiquitin-dependent protein catabolic process
Molecular function (GO): ubiquitin conjugating enzyme activity
Source: RefSeq, a predicted model, not a curated record